Geodia barretti is the source of this 210-nucleotide messenger RNA. The record is from the annotation of a GenBank genome assembly. Lineage: Eukaryota; Metazoa; Porifera; Demospongiae; Tetractinellida; Geodiidae.
AUGUCACAGGGCUCUCGCUCCCUCGACUACCAGAACGUCUUCAUUGACAAGGAGAGACAGCUGGGUAGUGGGGCUUACGGUGCCGUCUACCACGCAAAUUGCGACCAGCUCGCCUGUGCGGCCAAGGUCAUGCACAGGGCCCUCUCCGCUCCAGGAAACCUGGGCGUCGAAACAGCUCUGGAGAGAUUCAAACUCGAGAUUGACCUACUC